Messenger RNA from Anoplopoma fimbria (sablefish), 1493 nucleotides. RefSeq names its product potassium channel subfamily K member 13-like. The record is from RefSeq and is a predicted model, not a curated record. Gene Ontology annotation, biological process: potassium ion transmembrane transport; stabilization of membrane potential. Gene Ontology annotation, molecular function: potassium ion leak channel activity. The coding region runs from base 1 to 1269 and encodes 422 amino acids. The transcript is spliced from 3 exons. NCBI's taxonomy places the organism in Eukaryota, Metazoa, Chordata, Actinopteri, Perciformes, Anoplopomatidae. Gene Ontology annotation, cellular component: membrane.
AUGGCAUCAUGUAGGAGCGGUUGCUGCUGUGGCUCCGGUCCAAUAAACGAGGACAACGCGAGGUUCCUGCUGCUGGCGCUGUUCAUCAUCAUCUAUCUUCUGUGCGGAGCCGCAGUCUUCUCUGCGCUGGAGCAGCCGAAGGAACGCGAGGCGAAGGAGCGCUGGACGCAGAGGUUCGAGCGGUUCAGUCAGAGGUACAACCUGAGCGAGAGAGACCUGAAGAACUUCCUCAGGAGCUACGAGGAGGCGAACGUGGCAGGUAUCCGAGUGGACACAGUCAGACCUCGAUGGGACUUCACCGGCGCUUUUUACUUCGUGGGAACGGUGGUGUCAACCAUUGGGUUUGGGAUGACCACUCCUGCCACCAAUGGAGGAAAAGUCUUCCUGAUGUUCUACGGCCUGCUCGGCUGCGCAGCCACCAUCCUCUUCUUCAACCUCUUCCUGGAGCGCGUCAUCACCGUCAUCGCCUUGGUCCUCAAGUCCUGUCACGAACGACGCCAUAACAAAGCUGUGCUGCCUCCAAAUAGCCAGCGGGUCUCUGGGGCAAACCGGGGAGGUGGAGGAGCAAAAGGACAGGAUCUGGCUGGCUGGAAGCCUUCCGUCUACUGCGUCAUGCUCAUUCUUGGAGUGGCAGCCAUCUUGGUGUCCUGCUGUGCCUCGCUGAUGUACUCAGCAGCAGAGGGCUGGGGCUACCUGGACUCGCUCUACUUCUGCUUUGUGGCCUUCAGCACCAUCGGUUUUGGAGACAUGGUGAGCAGCCAGCGGGUCGCCUACGAGGGCCACGCCACGGCCGCAUAUAGGCUUGGCAACUUCUUCUUCAUCCUGACCGGCGUCUGCUGCAUCUACUCCCUCUUCAACGUCAUCUCCAUUGUCAUCAAGCAGGUCCUCAACUGGCUGCUGAGGAGGCUGGAGGCCCCCUGCCGCUGUUGUUUUCCCAGGAAGGGGCACCACCCGCACCGGCGACCCCGGCGAAACGUGGUGGCCCCGGGUCACCUGCGUGCCCGCAGGGACCCCUCCAUCGAGACAGACGCACUUAACGAAAGCGAGACUGACACUGGGCGCAGGAUGUCUGGGGAGAUGAUCUCCAUGAGGGACUUCCUGGCAGCCAACAAGGUGAAUCUGGCAAUUAUGCAGAAGCAGCUUUCCGAGAUGGCCAUCGGGCACCCACGCCAGUCCAGCUCCAGUUCACGCCAGAACGGGUUCUCAGGAGGGGUUGGCGCCCUUGGCAUCAUGAACAACCGGCUGGCAGAGACUAGCGUUGACAGAUAGGAAACAGCCUGAAUCCUUUUAAAAGAUUACAAAAGGCUGACAGGAUAAGACAUGUAUGGACAAAUUGACACUAAGGAAUGCCUUACUGGUUAACAGAUGACUUGGGUGGUGUACAAGACUGAAUUUAUGACUUAUUCACCUUUCCAUUGAAAAGCAGACUGACCUCCAGCAGCAACCCACUUCUCUGUCAAGAACAUGGCUACAUGAAUGAUGCAUGAUAGUUU